This is a messenger RNA of Carlito syrichta (Philippine tarsier), 5453 nucleotides long. It is a transcript of the gene BCAT1, whose product is annotated as branched chain amino acid transaminase 1. The record is from RefSeq and is a predicted model, not a curated record. The transcript has 11 exons. Gene Ontology annotation, cellular component: mitochondrion. The coding region runs from base 405 to 1562 and encodes 385 amino acids. Gene Ontology annotation, molecular function: branched-chain-amino-acid:2-oxoglutarate transaminase activity. Gene Ontology annotation, biological process: L-leucine biosynthetic process; L-valine biosynthetic process. Lineage: Eukaryota; Metazoa; Chordata; Mammalia; Primates; Tarsiidae.
GGAGGACCUUGCGGGUGGAGAAAAUGGUUCAUGCCCCUCCCCAUCCCUUUUGCUGGCUGGCUAUUGUGCGCCUGUGAUUGACAAGACCACGAGGCUGAGCGCGCCCGGGAGAUUUUCCUAUAAAUGGCUUAAAACCUUAGUCUAGACUAUUUACUGGGAUAUAAGGGGGACAAUUGCCUUGUUGUUCUUUGCUGGUGAACCCUGGCUGUGGAGGGCUGACCUGGAAUCUCACCAGUCUUCCCGAAGCCAGCGGAGAAGGACAAAAACAGCCGCCGGCUGGCGGGGUGGGACGCGAAGGGCGGCGCUGCCAGGACGCCCUUGUUGGAGGCUCGUGCCUGGGGUGUUUAGUUGACUGAUCCUCCUUUCUCUAUUUGCUUGGGUCCCGGAGCAGAGCACACGGUGUGAUGGACUGCAGUAACGGAUGCUCCGCAGAAUGUACCAGAGAAGGAGGAUCCAAAGAGGUGGUGGAGACUUUUAGGGCUAAAGAUCUAAUAAUCACACCAGCUACCAUUUUAAAGGAAAAACCAGACCCAAAUAAUCUGGUUUUUGGAACUGUGUUCACGGAUCAUAUGCUGGCAGUGGAGUGGUCUUCAGAGUCUGGAUGGGAGAAACCUCAUAUCAAGCCUCUUCAAAACCUGUCGUUGCAUCCUGGCUCAUCGGCUUUGCACUAUGCUGUGGAAUUGUUUGAAGGAUUGAAGGCAUUUCGAGGCACGGAUAAUAAAAUUCGACUCUUUCGGCCAGACCUCAACAUGGAUAGAAUGCAUAGAUCUGCUGUGAGGGCAACUUUGCCGGUAUUUGACAAGGAGGAGCUUUUAGAGUGUAUUCUACAGCUUGUGAAAUUGGAUCAAGAAUGGGUCCCAUAUUCAACAUCUGCUAGCCUAUAUAUUCGCCCAACAUUCAUAGGAACUGAGCCUUCUCUUGGAGUCAAGAAGCCUACCAAAGCCCUGCUGUUUGUUAUCUUGAGCCCAGUGGGACCUUAUUUUUCAAGUGGAACCUUUAAUCCAGUAUCCCUGUGGGCUAAUCCGAAGUAUGUAAGAGCCUGGGCAGGUGGAACUGGGGACUGCAAGAUGGGAGGGAAUUAUGGCUCGUCUCUUUUUGCCCAAUGUGAAGCAGUGGCCGAUGGGUGUCAGCAGGUUCUAUGGCUCUACGGAGAGGAUAAUCAGAUAACUGAAGUUGGAACUAUGAAUCUUUUUCUUUAUUGGAUAAAUGAAGACGGAGAGGAAGAACUGGCAACUCCUCCGCUAGAUGGCAUCAUUCUUCCAGGAGUGACACGGCAGUGCAUUCUGGACCUGGCACACAAGUGGGGUGAAUUUAAGGUAUCAGAGAGAUACCUCACCAUGCAUGAUUUGACAACUGCUGUGAAGGGAAACAGAGUGAGGGAGAUGUUUGGCUCUGGCACAGCCUGCGUUGUCUGCCCAGUGUCUGAUAUACUGUACAAGGGCGAGCCAAUACACAUUCCAACUAUGGAGAAUGGUCCAAAGCUUGCAAGUCGUAUCUUGGGCAAAUUGACUGAUAUCCAGUAUGGAAGAGAAGAAAGCGACUGGACAAUCGUAGUAUCCUGAAUGAACAACACAGAUACCACCUGUAUGCUAUUAGGACAGACUGCUGCACUUGAACUGUGAUAGAUUUUUUUGGCUAUGUUAGUUGCUGUGCAUAAUGUAGUGUGUAUUAUUAGUGUGUUACAAGGAUGGUUGUUUCUUCAUGCCAGAGAAAAUGAAUUGCAAUCAUCAAAUGGUGUUGGGUAAACCUGGUAGUAGUAGCUUACUUACCUUUCCUAGAAAAAAUAUUAAUGUAAGCCAUAUAGCACAGACUUGUCCUCAGUGAUUUUAGUGCCUCCUUAAGUGCUUCACUCAGAUCCUAAAAUGUUUGUUUAUACUUUAGUAUAAGUUAUGUUCUGCUUCUCAACCAAAUAUAUAUUUUUUGUGUGUACGUAUUUAAAAGCUAAUUUGAGUCAAUUUCAUAGAUAACAUUUCUUGUGACAUACAUCUUCAGAAAGUAUUUUGUUUUUUUAAAAUCAUGACUUGGAAAACUGGAUUUCCUCCACUCCUAGUCUUUUGUAGGCUCCCUAAGUCCAUCUUAAGGUAAACAUUUCUCUUCCUCCUGAUGUCACAGACGGCUUUGAGCUCACCUUUUACAUUACCGAGACCCGAGCACACUACCACCAUUGCCCUUGCCAUGUUAUAUCCUUAUCAACUGUUUGUCAGGCUACUACAAGACUGAGAGUCUUGUGCUUUAUAGAUCUUUGUAUCCCCAAUGCCCGGCACAUAGUAGGUACUCAGUAAACAUUUUGUAUGAAGAAUGAAUUAACAUUUAGCUUCUAUAGAAGUGUACCUUCUUUGUUUCUAUAUUAUGAAACCUCUUUAUUAGAAUUUGUGAUUGAUUCUGACACUGUGUAUAUUUACCUCAUAUUAUCUUUGUUUCACAUGGGCUACUAAGUCACUAGAAAUACUCUGAGGCAUAGUUAGUUGGAGGAAUCACUUCAUAUUUGAAGACUCUCUUGGAAUUGAAGGCAUAGCUUGAGAGAGAGAGAGAGAGGUCAUGGUAUCAUACCAAGCACAUGGAAAUGACAAAUGUUAUAUGUUAAAUUUUAAACACAAAAUGAAUAUUUUUUUUUUGUAGAAGCAGAGAGGUAUACACUGAUUUUUAUACUCUGUCUUUUGCAGGUGCUCUUUUUUGUUGAGUGGAGAUGGGAUAAGUACAAGAUAGGGGCACAGGGAGAGCAAUUGUAGAUGAUAUUUUCCUUGUUUAGGAGCUGUGAGUUAAAAUUGUCUCCUUAGUUAUCUGGGAGAAAGUCAAAACUUGAUAGAAAACAUUUAUCCUUGGAAGGUCAACUCUCAGACAUUGUAUUUUGGACUCCCGCAGUCCUAAUCAUUUUCUUUUCACUGAUCAUAUUUUAUUCUCUUUUUAGAGAAAAGAAAAAACACAUUCUAAAAGUUUGAUGCAUUGGAUAAAUUUCCUUAAGGCAUUUAGCAACGCAUAGCAUUCUUUUCCAAAACUUUUAGUCAUAGGGUCUUUUAUAGACAGGAAUGGUAAAAUGAAAAUUAGAGAAGUGUAGGAGGAAAAGAAAUGCUAAAAAUAUCUUUUAGGGAGAGGGCUUUUACUUGGUGUUCUGAAAUCUUGGGAGAGUCUGUUCUUGUAAGGCCUUAAAUGCUGUUGACUGUGUCCUGCACAAGUUCCCCAAGUAGCAUUUUUUCUCUUGGUAUGCUUUUGCUUUGGCUAACUCUUUUGACCUCACUCUGAAUAUAAUGUCUAGAAAAGACUAGCAGGUAAUUUUAACUGUCAAGUAACACAUGAUAACUAGAUUUCGAUUCCUCUGAAAAAUGAAAAUUAUUUACUUGUCAUAAAUUUUAGACUUUGCAUCUCUGAAUUUAGUAUGACAAGACAUACCCAUUAUGAAAGUUAGAGAACAUUAUUUUUGUGUGAUUUCUUUUAUAAAACCUUAAGAGUACUUUAAGCCCCUUCUGCCAGACCCAGUGAAAACUAAGGAUAUAUGUUUUUAAAAAGUGGAGGUCUCCUAAUACAGAGAACACAAUCUGUCAUUGUUAUUUAAGUAAUAAGACAGGAAAUUGACCUUGACACUAACUUGUUAAAUAGAUUUAAAAGGAACAUCUGCACAUCUUUUUUCCUUGUGCACUAUUUGUUUAAUUGCAGUGGAUUAAUACAGCAGGAGAGCCACAUUAUAACUAGGCAAUUAUCUAUUCUUCAAGACUUAGUUAUCGUCACACUAAUUGAUCAUUUAAGGCAUAAGAUAGUCUAGCAUUAGGAACAUGUGAAGCUAAUCUGCUCAAAAAGAUCAACAAAUUAAUAUUGUUGCUGAUAUUUGCAUAAUUGGCUGCAUUUAUUUAAUGUUUAAUUGGGUUGAUCAAAUGAGAUUCAACAAUUCACAUGUGCAUGAAUAUAAACAGAACUGAUGGCACUUAAAAUGAUAAUGAUUAACUUACUUUGCAUGUUCUCUUCCCUUUACUUUUUUUUAGUUUUUCCAUUUCAGAGCAAGUUUGUUAGUUUUUUCCAAAACACAUCAGUAGAAACCAAGAUUUUAAAAUGAAGUGUUAGGACUUAGAUAAAACCUAAGCAUUCCCUAAGGAGAUUUGCUGUUAGAAAUUUUCUUUGUUGUAGUCACUUAUUAAGGAUUCAACUCAAGAUACACCACAAGAAGUGUUGACUUCAGGGAUGUGUACCAUGCUGUCUAGUACAGGAGUGAAUAAAUGUAUAACACCUGCUUUAGCCUUUGCUUUCAAAAGCACAAAGGAAAAGUAAAAGAGAAAAAGAAGUGAUUGAGAAGCCUUGUUAGGGAAUCAUCUUUUUUCUACCUGGCUUUUUAUUACCAGGUUUUUAUUAAAACUGGUAAACAUCUUUUCUCAAAAGAUUACAGUAAAGAAGGAAAAAAAAGAUGAGAGGCAGGCAGCAGCAAGAAAACACAGUGAAACAUCAGCUGUUUGGUGAGAUGCGAUCCACUCUCCUGAAGAUGAGGAAAGCCUAUGUUAUACUCCCUGGGUUAAAAUUCUCCACCAUAUCAAUUUUGUUGCCUGAUAAAUUAAGUAGUCUUGCUAGCCUCAAAUCCAAGCACUCUUGGGUACUUGAGGACGAUUAAUGAGUAUAUAUCUUGGUCAAAAGAAUGGUAGGCGCUUUUGAUUAAAGCUGCAGUUUCAGUUCUGCUUUAGGGGAAUUGUGCUAUGAAAGCAGCUGCCAAAAUAAGCUUAUUUAUUUUACCCAGCUUCACUCAGUGCUCAAUCACUGUAUUCUGUUCUCUUUUUUCAAGCUGUAUGUUUGAUUUACCCUUAUGAUUGGGGAAAAAUGUAUUUUCGGCAAAAAACAAUAUUUGUUCACUUUCAAUGAGUGAUAUUUUCUAACAUUUAGAGCAAUAGAUAUUCACCGGAUGCAUUAAGGCAAAGGACUUCAAGGUUAGAGAAAACCCCUUAUUUUAUGUCCUAAUUCUAAAUACUAUCAAAAUACUUUCCCUUGUAAUGUGGAUUUCUUCUUAUGUGGAUAUGCAAAAACUUAAGUUAUAAAUGGUAAUGCUAGCAAGUAAUUUUAGUGGACAUUUUAUAACAACUGCCACUUUGUUUUGCCACAAGUAGAAUUUGGUCAGCUAUAUAUUUUCCAGAUAUCUCUCCCAAGAAGAAGGCGAAGGGUACCAGCUUUUCAGUAAGCAUCACCUAUUGAUUGACAAUGUUCAUGAUGCACAUUUGUGGUUGAGCACCCACAAAUGUGCAUCUACCCCAUCCAGAAAUAGGGAUUAGGAAGUUACUUUUAGAAAAUAAAUGGUGUAUAGACAUUGCCCUCAUGGAGUUUAUAGUCUAUUACUUGAACUGAUUUUGGCUAUAAAAGCAGUGCUUAAUAAUUCAAUCACAAGUAGGAGAAGGCCAUAGCACAUCUCUUAUCAAGAAACCACCAUGGCCAGGUAUGGUGGCUCUUGCCUAUAAAACCAACACUUUGGGAGGCUGAGGCAGGAG